AUGGCGUAUGGGGACAGAAACAAGAUUCGUCCACAAGGGGAGAGGGAAUGUAACAGGAAGAGUUCCUACACAAUCCACGAUAGCAGUAAAAACCCCCCCCCCCCCCCCCCCCCCCCCCCCCCCCCCCCCCCCCCCCCCCCCCCCCCCCCCCCCCCCCCCCCCCCCCCCCCCCCCCCCCCCCCCCCCCCCCCCCCCCCCCCCCCCCCCCCCCCCCCCCCCCCCCCCCCCCCCCCCCCCCCCCCCCCCCCCCCCCCCCCCCCCCCCCCCCCCCCCCCCCCCCCCCCCCCCCCCCCCCCCCCCCCCCCCCCCCCCCCCCCCCCCCCCCCCCCCCCCCCCCCCCCCCCCCCCCCCCCCCCCCCCCCCCCCCCCCCCCCCCCCCCCCCCCCCCCCCCCCCCCCCCCCCCCCCCCCCCCCCCCCCCCCCCCCCCCCCCCCCCCCCCCCCCCCCCCCCCCCCCCCCCCCCCCCCCCCCCCCCCCCCCCCCCCCCCCCCCCCCCCCCCCCCCCCCCCCCCCCCCCCCCCCCCCCCCCCCCCCCCCCCCCCCCCCCCCCCCCCCCCCCCCCCCCCCCCCCCCCCCCCCCCCCCCCCCCCCCCCCCCCCCCCCCCCCCCCCCCCCCCCCCCCCCCCCCCCCCCCCCCCCCCCCCCCCCCCCCCCCCCCCCCCCCCCCCCCCCCCCCCCCCCCCCCCCCCCCCCCCCCCCCCCCCCCCCCCCCCCCCCCCCCCCCCCCCCCCCCCCCCCCCCCCCCCCCCCCCCCCCCCCCCCCCCCCCCCCCCCCCCCCCCCCCCCCCCCCCCCCCCCCCCCCCCCCCCCCCCCCCCCCCCCCCCCCCCCCCCCCCCCCCCCCCCCCCCCCCCCCCCCCCCCCCCCCCCCCCCCCCCCCCCCCCCCCCCCCCCCCCCCCCCCCCCCCCCCCCCCCCCCCCCCCCCCCCCCCCCCCCCCCCCCCCCCCCCCCCCCCCCCCCCCCCCCCCCCCCCCCCCCCCCCCCCCCCCCCCCCCCCCCCCCCCCCCCCCCCCCCCCCCCCCCCCCCCCCCCCCCCCCCCCCCCCCCCCCCCCCCCCCCCCCCCCCCCCCCCCCCCCCCCCCCCCCCCCCCCCCCCCCCCCCCCCCCCCCCCCCCCCCCCCCCCCCCCCCCCCCCCCCCCCCCCCCCCCCCCCCCCCCCCCCCCCCCCCCCCCCCCCCCCCCCCCCCCCCCCCCCCCCCCCCCCCCCCCCCCCCCCCCCCCCCCCCCCCCCCCCCCCCCCCCCCCCCCCCCCCCCCCCCCCCCCCCCCCCCCCCCCCCCCCCCCCCCCCCCCCCCCCCCCCCCCCCCCCCCCCCCCCCCCCCCCCCCCCCCCCCCCCCCCCCCCCCCCCCCCCCCCCCCCCCCCCCCCCCCCCCCCCCCCCCCCCCCCCCCCCCCCCCCCCCCCCCCCCCCCCCCCCCCCCCCCCCCCCCCCCCCCCCCCCCCCCCCCCCCCCCCCCCCCCCCCCCCCCCCCCCCCCCCCCCCCCCCCCCCCCCCCCCCCCCCCCCCCCCCCCCCCCCCCCCCCCCCCCCCCCCCCCCCCCCCCCCCCCCCCCCCCCCCCCCCCCCCCCCCCCCCCCCCCCCCCCCCCCCCCCCCCGUUAUGCGGGAAGAGAUGAACGUCUACCAACCCCUUUCUAUUGAUCUUGAGGUAGCUAAAUUUUUGUCUGGGUUGGAUCCUGAGCUACAACCUAUUAAAUGUCACCUUCUUGCUGGCGAGAAGGUCCCUUCCAUGAAUGAGAUGUUCUUUCGCAUUCAACAAAAUGUAACCUAUUUUUGUUUUAAAAUUACAGGUGGAGAUAUUGGGCAGCGGAAGGACAAGAAAGGUACAGGGAGCGGAGACGGCUACAGAGUUUUGCUGAUUGAUGAUGCACGCCAUACUGAAAAGUUAGUGGCACAAGUCUUACCGCGGGUGGUACCCUCCAUUACAUCUGAUGAUGCAAGAAAACUCUUCCACGAAUCACGUCAGAAUGGUGUGGCUGUUGUUAUAGUUGCUGUUAAGGAGCAUGCUGAAUUCUAUUCACAGAUGAUGAUCCGUUGGGGAUUGCGGUCAGCAAUUGAACCUGAUUCAGAUACUAUGUAAAUUGGUGGAGACCCCGGAAUUUUGGACUGAUCAAAUUGGUGCCGCAGUAUUAAAGGUUUGGCCUUAAUAUAAUUUUGAAAAUAUCAAUUUUUGGAUUAAA
This is a messenger RNA of Telopea speciosissima, 2179 nucleotides long. RefSeq names its product basic proline-rich protein-like. The transcript has 6 exons. The record is from RefSeq and is a predicted model, not a curated record. NCBI's taxonomy places the organism in Eukaryota, Viridiplantae, Streptophyta, Magnoliopsida, Proteales, Proteaceae. The coding region runs from base 1 to 2079 and encodes 692 amino acids. Gene Ontology annotation, biological process: proteolysis.